UGUGAUGCUGGCCUUAACUCCGCUGCACUCCGUUUGAAUGGAUGAUCCUCACCACCAUCAUCGCAAACUGCAUCGUCCUGGCUCUGGAGCAGCACCUUCCUGAUGGAGACAAGACGCCUCUGUCUGAACGACUGGAGGAGACGGAGCCCUACUUCAUAGCCAUCUUCUGUUUUGAGUCUGGGAUCAAGAUCCUGGCUCUGGGUUUUGCGUUACAUAAGGGCUCGUACCUGAGGAACGGCUGGAACGUCAUGGACUUUGUGGUCGUGCUCACUGGUAUUUUGUCAUCAGUGGGGUCUCAGCUUGAUCUGAGGACGCUACGAGCUGUCAGAGUGCUGCGGCCGCUCAAACUGGUGUCUGGAAUUCCCAGCCUGCAGGUGGUGCUCAAGUCCAUCAUGAAGGCUAUGAUCCCCCUGCUGCAGAUCGGCCUGCUGCUGUUCGUGGCCAUCCUCAUGUUCGCCAUCAUCGGCCUGGAGUUCUACAUGGGAAAGUUCCACACCACCUGCUACAGUGAAGUCACAGGAGAACCAGAUGAUGUUCCAUGUGGCACCGAGCUGCCGUCGCGAUUGUGUUCCAACGGCACGGUGUGCAGAAAAGGCUGGCUCGGACCCAACUACGGCAUCACCCAGUUCGACAACAUCCUGUUCGCCGUGCUCACCGUCUUCCAGUGCAUCACCAUGGAGGGAUGGACGGAAAUGCUCUACCACAGCAACGACGUGGAGGGCAGCGCCUGGAACUGGAUGUACUACAUCCCCCUCAUCAUCAUCGGCUCCUUCUUCAUGCUCAACCUGGUGCUGGGUGUGCUCUCAGGUGAGUUUGCCAAAGAGAGAGAGCGAGUGGAGAACAGGAGCGAGUUCCUGAAGCUGAGGCGGCAGCAGCAGAUUGAGAGAGAGCUCAACGGAUACCUGGAGUGGAUCUGCAAAGCGGAGGAGGUGAUUCUGGCUGAGGAGGACGCCACAGGGAACUUUGAUGGUACGAGGCGAAGGCCAACCAUCAAAACCAAAAACAACAAGACAGAGCUGCUGAACCCUGAGGAAGGAGAGGACAACAUGGGAGACGCAGUAGGUUUUGCACGCUCCAGUAUUAAGAGUGGGAAGGAUGGCUCCAAUUACAGUAAGAAAGAGCGACGGAUGCGAUUCUUCAUCCGCAAGAUCGUGAAGACGCAGGCCUUCUAUUGGACGGUGCUCUGCCUGGUGGGCCUCAACACCAUCUGUGUGGCUGCGGUGCAUUACAACCAGCCUGUGCUGCUCUCUGACUUCCUCUUCUAUACAGAGUUUAUUUUCCUCGGUUUGUUCAUGUCGGAGAUGCUGAUCAAGAUGUAUGGUCUGGGCAUCCAGCCCUACUUCCACUCCUCAUUCAACUGCUUUGACUGUGUGGUAAUCGUGGGCAGUAUCUUCGAGGUUGUGUGGGCCAUCAUUAAACCGGGCACGUCCUUCGGUAUCAGCGUGCUACGAGCUCUGCGGCUGCUCCGCAUCUUCAAAGUCACCAAGUACUGGGCUCCUCUUCGAAACCUGGUGGUGUCUCUGCUGAACUCCAUGAAGUCCAUUGUCAGUUUGCUGUUCCUCCUCUUCCUCUUCAUCGUGGUUUUUGCCUUGCUGGGGAUGCAGCUUUUUGGAGGACAAUUCAACUUUGAAAGCGGAACCCCGCCCACGAACUUUGAUACUUUUGCAGCGGCAAUCAUGACAGUGUUCCAGAUCCUGACAGGAGAGGACUGGAACGUGGUGAUGUACUAUGGCAUCGAGUCCCAGGGAGGAGUGAAUGACAAAGGGAUGGUCUUCUCCAUCUUCUUUAUUGUCCUCACACUCUUUGGAAACUACACUCUGCUGAAUGUCUUCUUGGCCAUCGCUGUGGACAAUCUGGCCAACGCCCAGGAGCUUACCAAGGAUGAGGAGGAACAAGAGGAGGCAGCCAAUCAGAAGACAGCACUACAGAAGGCGAAGGAGGUGGCCGAGGUCAGCCCGCUGUCUGCUGCUAACCUCUCUAUUGCUGCCAAGGAGCAGCAGAAGAACCACACCAAGGGCAACAAGUCGGUGUGGGAGCAGAGAACGAGUGAGAUUCGCAGACAGAACCUGAUGACGAGUCGCGAGGCGCUCUACAAUGAGCUGGAGCAGGACGACUGGAAGGUGGGAGGGGAGGGAGAGGAGGUGUCCUACCCACGAAAAGCACGUGGUGACAUGAAAACCCACUUGGAUCGCCCCCUGGUGGUGAACCCACAGGACAACCGCAACAAUAACACCAAUAAGACCCAGCCUGGUGAGCUGCCUCUGGACCAGGAGUACCAGCGUCAAGACAUGGACCACUGCCGUCGCGCCGCCCACUACUAUCACUACCACCACCGCCACCAUCAGAAGGCCGCCGGGCCAAACAGCAGAGAGACGGGCCAGCUGACGGAGACCCGCAUGGAGCACGGCUUCAGCUGCACGUCUCUGGGCAACGCUGAGGGGAGCGUGGAGGGCCAUCAGGGGGAGGAGAGGCACGGCCACCGGAGCCAUCGAGGCCAUCGGCACAGGAACAGGGAAGGCAGAGAGGCUCGCAGCGUCUCUCCCCACCACAGCGAGGGGGUAGAGGGGAGCAACGAGCACAGGAGGUCCAGACAGCAUCGCAGGGCAGCCAGGGAGGGGGAGGAGGGCAGACGGCACCGAUCCAGGGGGACAGAGGGCGAGGGGGACCGAGGCGAGGAAGGGGAGGGAAGAAAGACGAGACGGCAUCGCCAUGGCAACCAGGAAAGAAGCAGAGGCCAUCGCACGAGAAAGGAGCACCACAGCACCGGCCCCAACCUCUCCACCACGCGACCCAUACAGCAGUACAACGAGGACCUGGACAACUUCCGCAACAACAGCAAGCUGGCCAACGCCCACGAGCAUCCUUAUGCUCUCCCACCAGACCACCCCGACCAUCCCGACCACGUCAACAACCUGCUGAACUGCCGUGAUGCCGACACCCACACCCUGCUUCACAGCAUGGACAGCCUCAUCCUGACUAGCAUGGCCAAACCCGAGUACACAACCAUAGACAUGCCCCCUGUCUACCCCUACCCCUCAACCAAUGCCAUCUUACAAGUGAACAAGAACGCCAACACCGACCAGAAGAAGAGCGAGGAGAAGAAGGAGGAGGAGGACGAGGGUGGAGAUGAAGAUGAUGCCAAACCAAUGCCUCCUUAUAGUUCCUGCUUUAUAAUGUCUACCACCAACCCGUUUCGGAAAUGCUGUCACUACAUCCUGACUCUGAAGUAUUUUGAGUUCAGCAUCCUGUCUGUCAUCGCUAUGAGCAGCAUCGCCCUCGCUGCAGAGGACCCUGUCUGGCCCGAAUCACCACAAAACAAUGUGCUGCGUUAUUUUGACUACGUUUUCACAGGCGUCUUCACAUUUGAAAUGUUGAUCAAGAUGGUGGUGCUGGGCUUGUUUCUCCAUCAGGGCUCCUACUUUCGCGAUUUGUGGAACAUUCUGGACUUUAUAGUGGUUAGUGGUGCUCUGGUGGCCUUCGCCUUCACGGGGAGCAGCAAAGGCAAAGACAUCAGUACAAUCAAAUCGCUGCGUGUGCUGAGGGUGCUGCGUCCUCUUAAGACCAUCAAACGUCUGCCCAAGUUAAAGGCUGUCUUUGACUGCGUGGUCAACUCACUGAAGAAUGUGCUGAACAUCCUGAUCGUCUACAUGCUCUUCAUGUUCAUCUUCGCCGUGGUGGCUGUGCAGCUUUUUAAGGGUCGCUUCUUCUUCUGCUCGGAUGAAUCCAAAGAGUUUGAGCGUGACUGCAGGGGCGAGUUCUUGGUAUAUGACAGAGAAAAAGUUCAAGCUCAGAAGCGGGAGUGGAAGAAGUACGAUUUCCACUACGACAAUGUGGCUUGGGCCUUGCUCACCCUCUUCACUGUAUCCACUGGAGAGGGGUGGCCGGAUGUGUUAAAACACUCAGUGGACUCCACCUAUGAGAAUCAGGGCCCGAGCCCAGGAUACAGGAUGGAAAUGUCCAUCUUUUACGUGGUGUACUUCGUUGUCUUCCCCUUCUUCUUCGUAAACAUCUUCGUGGCUCUCAUCAUCAUCACCUUCCAGGAACAGGGGGAUAAGAUGAUGGAGGAUUACAGCUUAGAAAAGAAUGAGAGAGCCUGUAUAGAUUUUGCCAUCAAUGCCAGACCUCUGACUCGCCACAUGCCGAAGAAUAAGCUGAGCUUCCAGUAUCGCAUGUGGCAGUUUGUGGUGUCUCAGCCCUUCGAGUACAGCAUCAUGGCUCUGAUCGCGCUCAACACCAUCGUCCUCAUGAUGAAGUUUGACGGUGCAUCAGACACCUACAACGACGUCCUUAAAAACCUCAACAUCGUGUUUACCACCUUCUUCUUCAUGGAAUCAAUCCUCAAGAUCAUCGCUUUUGGCCCUCUGAAUUACUUCAGAGAUGCCUGGAACAUUUUUGACUUUGUCUCGGUCCUUGGAAGCAUCACUGACAUAUUAGUAACAGAACUCGGGAAUAAUUUCAUAAAUUUGAGCUUCCUGAGGCUGUUCAGAGCAGCUCGCCUUAUCAAGCUGCUGAGACAGGGAGAGACCAUCCGCAUCCUUUUGUGGACGUUUGUUCAGUCCUUCAAGGCUCUGCCAUAUGUGUGUCUGCUCAUCGCCAUGCUCUUCUUCAUCUACGCCAUCAUUGGCAUGCAGUUGUUUGGUAAUCUGGCACUGGAUGAGGAGGGAGAAAGUGCCAUCAACGAUCACAACAACUUCAGAACUUUCAUUAUGGCCCUGAUGCUGCUCUUCAGGAGCGCUACUGGCGAGGCGUGGCAUGAGAUCAUGUUGGCUUGCCUAGGCGGUAAAGAAUGCGACCCGGCCUCAGGGAACACAGAACUCGAGUGUGGCAGCACCUUCGCCUACACCUACUUUGUCUCUUUCAUCUUUCUGUGUUCUUUUCUGAUGCUGAAUCUGUUUGUGGCUGUCAUCAUGGACAACUUCGAGUACCUGACCAGAGACUCUUCUAUCCUGGGGCCGCAUCACCUGGACGAGUAUGUAAGGAUUUGGGCCGAGUACGACCCUGCUGCCUGCGGCCGGAUCAGUUACACAGACAUGUAUCAGAUGCUAAGACACAUGUGUCCGCCGCUAGGCCUCGGGAAGAGGUGUCCCGCCCGGGUCGCCUAUAAGAGACUGCUGCGCAUGGAUCUGCCGGUUGCCGAUGACAACACAGUGCAUUUUAACUCAACCCUCAUGGCGCUAAUCAGGACAGCUCUGGACAUAAAGAUCGCCAAGGGUGGUGCAGACAAGCACCAGAUGGAUGCGGAGCUGAGAAAGGAGAUGAUGGCUAUUUGGCCCAACUUAUCGCAGAAGACGCUGGACUUGCUGGUUACGCCGCACAAGGCAGCCACAGACUUGACGGUGGGCAAAAUCUACGCCGCCAUGAUGAUCAUGGAAUACUACCGGCAGAGCAAGACGAAAAAGCUGCAGGCCCUGCGAGAGGAACAGAACCGAACGCCAUUAAUGUUUCAGCGCAUGGAGCCGCCCUCUGAGGGAGGGGGCCCGGAUGGCCAGGGGGGUCCGGGCCAGAACGGCCUCCCCAGCACCCAGCCGGACAGCGUCAACAGCAUACCUCCUGAGGGUGGCAUGACUGAGAGCCAGUCGUGGAUGACAACCAAGGCCCAGGAAAUGUUCCAAAAGACGGGUAACUGGAGCCCUGACAGACCCUACCCCGACGACCCCCACGACAACCGCCACAACCCCCAGACGGUAGAGAUGAGGGAGAUGGGGCGGGACGGGUACUCCGACACUGAGCCCUAUCACCCAAUGGAUGGGCAUGGGCGGACCCUCUCCAUGCCCCGCCUCUCGGCAGACAACCAAAGAGCUCACGCUGUUUCGCGGAGGAGACACAGGCCUCGUGGAAAUAACCUCAGUACCAUCACUGACACCAGUCCGAUGCAUCGCUCCACCUCCAGCCUGGUCCACGGGCGCUCGGGCCGGGGCGUGAGGCUGGACGACUACUCUCUGGAGAGGGUGGUGUCUGAGGAGGGGAGACAUGGAGGAGGAGGACGGAGGCACCGGGAGAGAAGCCACCGCACCUCACAGCGCUCCCUGACCAGAUACACCGACGCAGACACAGGUCUGGGCACAGACCUCAGCACCACCACACAGUCAGGUGACCUGCCACCCAAGGAGCAUGAGCGGGACCGCGGGCGAACCAAGGACCGCCGUCACCACCAUCAUCAUCAUCACCACCACAGCUCUAUGGACAAGGAGCGCUAUGGCCCCGACCGCCAUGACUACCCCCACAGGCAUCCUCAUGACCACCACUGGUCCCGCUCGCCCAGUGAGGGGCCUGAUGGGCGAGGUCCCAGACAGGGCAGUAGUUCGGUGAGCGGCAGCCCGGUCCCCUCCACCUCGGGGACCAGCACUCCACGGAGAGGCCGUCGCCAGCUGCCCCAGACCCCUGCUGUCCCACGUCCACAUGUCACCUACUCCCCUGCCGUCCGCAAGCCCAGCUGGCCCCCGGGGCCGGGUCGCCUGCGUUCGCCCUCCCCUCGACACUUCUCCCCACCAGACCACGACAGAGGCUACCACCACCGACCACCGUCACGCCACGCCUCUCCCCACCACGGGGGGUCCUCAUCCCGACACGGUUCACCGCGCUCCCCUCGGCAUCAGUCUCCGCGCUCACCCCUCCACGGCUCGCCUCGGUCCCCUCACCGAAGCCGCUGGAGUGGGCCUCCGCCUGGGGACAGCCUGGAGGGUGACGGGCCCUUCUACGAGAGAGAUUAUGAGUACGAGCGACACCACGAGCCUCCUGCCUACGAGCAGAGCCUGUCCCAUGGAAACCCACACCCACAUGGAGGGAAUCCUCACCCACACCCACGCUCCCCUAGGACUGCCCGCCACGGGCCCCCUCCGCCCCCUCACCCGCACCCCCGUAGGGUACCCAAUGGCUACCGCUCAUCCUCGCCUUCCCCACAUCGUCGGGGACCACCAGGGGCGCCACCCCACCCACACCACCGACCCCCCAUGCCAGAGGGCCCCGCAAGGGCCUGCAUGAACCUUAUAGCGAGACGGAUGAGGAUGACUGGUGCUAGCGACCACAGAGAGCAGCGGAUAAGGCAGGAGAGGAGAAGAACAGCAGCCUCCAGUGCUCUGGCCUUGGAUAUGUAGACUUUUAACAAAGGAGUGGUGGUGGAAAUGUUGGGAGGGACUGGAUACCCUCAAAACCCUCUACCUUCACCCCUCAGACUCUAAAUAAGCAGAAGUGGUGGAGGGGAGAGGGAGGUUGAAGGUGCUGCAAAUAGCCUUUUACACCAAUGUGUAAGACUCAAAUCGGUGACAGGGCAGCGCAUUGUUGAAAUGAAAAAGAGACCGCCGAAGAUAGCUUGGGCAAGGCAUGGGCACAGUUUACCUCUGCCUCUCUCAGUCUCAGAACUAUACUUCCCAUGGUCGGCCUUGACGACAAAGGCCGAGCUGCAGGAGGAGUGGAGAUGUGUGGGAACAGAGAGCAAGGGAGAAGCAUAAGGUUAUAAAAUUGAGAUGUGAUCAUUGCGCUUUACGAGGCCUACAAGCACUUCUCCCAGACUGAUGCCUGAUUGCUUAGAUUUGCUGUCUGUCGCUGGCCAUACUAGUACUGUCAAAGCCUGAAAAUGAGCUGGAACACAGAGUCCACUGCUGGGACUCUGCUCCUAGACAGAUGUGUUUAAAGAAAAAUAAAUUAAUAAAAAGCCAGGACCCCCCUAACCCUUACAUACCAAGCUAUGCCUCCAGAAAAUCAAACUUGAACAAUGAAGAACACAAUGAAACUUUACAUGACAAACAAUGAAAAGAAAUAAAAAAGGGAGAACAACCACUUUAUCUUUAACCUUUUUCCUUUCCAAGGGACAGAACCAGGAAGCUCCGCCUAUACUGCAAAAACCAGCCAAUCACAGCGCUGGCUGAUAUUUGAUGAGUUUUAUCAUCUCUGUUUACUGUUAAAGACUCACUCAAUGCUGACGGAACUGCUGUGGCAUCACUUCCUGUCCAGCCGGCGGCGGUGGUAGUGGAGGGGGGCGAGGCACAGUGUGGGCUCACUUAGUGUUCAGGUGUUCUGGAGGGGUGGGCUCAGGUAACUAGAGAAGGGAACCGGACACUUUGUCAAGCCCCUACCUCCUCUGUAAGCCGACCCGGCGCACGGUGAAGGAUCACCGGGCAGGAAUUGACGUCACACAGUCGGAAGGGCGGAGGAGAGGAAGGAGGGAUGGGAAAAAAAGACUAAUUUCUUCAGUAUUUCUUCUAUCGAUUACUUCUCCUUCUUGUUCUUCUUCGGACAUUGGAGCUUGGUUCUUCUGUUGCAUUCGCUCAGCCUCCUUUGAUCUUUUUCGGAGUCCAAAAUUUGAUGGAAACCUGCAUGAUUGAUUAAAUACAUACUAGAGAGGAAAUCUAACUGGUGUGGGUGGGACCUGGGGGCUUUAUAGGAAACUUUGCAUUUAGGUUUAAAAAAGAAGUUCUCUUCUUUCAAACUCUCUCUCUCGUACAUCUCAGAAAAAUUUUUCUGGUUCCCUUUCACCCGAAACAGGCUUUGGCAGUCGACUGUUCUGUUUGUCUCAGUUUUCUGGCCAAACCUCGGUUUCUACAACGAAAAAGAAACACUGCAGGAUCACGUUAAAGGUGCCUGUUGUGCUUGAGAAAGAAGAGGGAGAAAGAGUGGAGAGAAGCGAACCUCUACCACACUUCAUUUAUUAUUGUUAAUGAUGACAGUCUUAUGAAUAAUGAUAUCAAUGUCAAUGCAAAAUGAUGAUGAUGAUGAUCAUGAUACUGGUGAUGAUUGAUUGAUAGAACUGUUGCUGUAGAUUUGUUGUCAUGUUAUUUGGAGUUCAAGUAUGCUGUGUCCAUCUUGUUUACAUCCGUUUUGUUCUUAUCCCCCGUUCAAACGACGUUUACUGGGUUCCUGAUGCCUUCACGCAACGUUUCGGGGCCGUGACCGCUUGGGAACAUUCACUUAGCAGCAUUGCGUGUUGUAACGCAACUCUUAAGAUACAUUCUCUCUCCAGAAUGGUGGAGGUCAGGGGAGUCUCAGUAUCUGACCCGCAGCGAUUCAUGGGGUCAGUACUCUCAGUGCUCUGUCAAGCCAACCCAAAGAUCAAUGAUUCAUGUUCAGAGCCAGGGGUAGAAUGGGUUAUUGAGAGUGGGAAAGACUCUAUCUGCAUUUCACACUUAAGAGGUUUCAGAAAAGUCCGUUUUACAGAGGUUCAAGUUCUACCAAGGUUGAACUCUCCCACUUGCAGCCAAAAAAAAAACAAACAAUGAAUCUCAAUCUUUGCCCUCUGUUCAGCUCUGUGGAUUCAUAGUGAGAUCAGUUGACGGAAAUAACAGCACAGUAUUGGUGGUACAGUGUUGGUGUCAGUCAGUAUUACGUGGUGUUGUUCUCUUUUUUACCACCAGGGGUCAGCUAUCAGCACACAUUACUCACCCUUCCUUCCCCCUCUGCAGGACAGCCUCUGGGCCAUAUCCUAGUUUCUAGACCUGGAGUGAAACCUCCACUGAUCUCUAAUAUCCUCGCGAGAUGUUCAGAUGAAGUCUGAGUCCUAGUCAGGAAACGCGGCUGUAGCCUGGGAGACGCCAUAACUGUCCGUCAGUCUGUCGUUACGUCUGCCUGUCUGUGCCAACGAUGACCCCUCCUACCCCCCCACUGCCUCACCCCGCCUCACCCCAACCUUCUCUCAGGUCUGGAUAACCAGAGAACAGUCACCAAAUCACCCAGAUCUGAAACCUUCUCUGCCAAAACCCACAUCAGUGUCCACCAACCUCUCUCUCUCUGUCUCUCCUGAUCUAUAUUUAUUCCAUGUUCUGUUCUUUCAGCUUGCCAGAAGGUUGCACCGAAAUGCUGGGCUGGACAGAAACACUUAGGAUUAAUAACUUCAUCCUUAUGGGACAGCAAUUAUUGAAUUUUCAAUAACUCUAGGACAAAACGAUAAAGUAUAGAUAAAUAUAGUUGAUAACCUACUGAUAAAUGUAGAUAUAAUGCCCGUAGAUGUAGUUAUAGAUAACAGAGUAUAAUUAGAGUUUCAGAUAUUUAUUUAUUUUGCAUACCGUUCACACUCAUGACACGGUCAAGAAUCGAGCUACUCUCGAAAACCUCGUGCUGUUUUCUUCGCAGUUGCAAAAGCCAGAAGACAAACCCCAGUCCACAUGUUUUGACUCUAUGCAGACCUCAUGAGCAUCCUCAUUGUUUAAUUUCAGAGGAGAAACUGCAUCGCUGUGGAGCUGUAGAGUAGACUAAGGGAAAGAGGACCACACAGAGCUGAGAACAUGUUAAAAUCACCAACGCUUUUCAUACGUCGCUUGACAUCACACAAACCCUCGCUCUCAUGUAUCUCUGUCGCUGUCGUUUUGCCUCCCUCCUCCGGCUGAUCCCUUUUCCCUCCACAGAUUUCUGCUCCCUCCAGAAAUGUGUUGAAAUUAGUUGAGCAUAGCAUGGAGAAGAUGGGGAUGGGAGGUUGAUAGUUUAUUUGUUUGGUGGGAAUGAAGGGGCACAAACCCGAAACCCCUCUGUCCACACCUUCCGUCUAGAGAGGUUACGACAGCGGGGGAUUCUUCGUCCCCACCGCCCCUACAGAGCCACAGUGCCUUCUGUAUCCAAGUCACAUUGUCACCCCAGAGUCUCCUUACCCAUAGUCACUCCCCCAUCCCCACCCUAACCCUCUGUAGUAGAUGAGAUCAACCACACUGCGCCUUAAAGCCGAGUCCCAGCGGCUCCCAUGCUAGCAUAGAAACAGGGAGAGCGGGGCUUCUGAGACUGGGCCAUGGUGAGGAAACAGUCAGGCGGCUUCAGGCAGGGAAAUCAACAUCACAUCCGGAAUGGGCUGAACCGUUCAGAACUCACAUCCAGACAUGCACGCGUUUUUGUAAAAGUUGCCAAAAAUCAUAAGAGAUUCAGAGAGUUUGAAUCUGAGCCUUGUGGUUCUGACUUUUAACGACUAAAACGACCGUCGUCAUCCGGAUCCUGCUAGCUGGCCGGCCCUCUCGGCUUUGGCAUGGUGCCAUUUCGUGCCAUCCCAGAGAUGUCCUGGUCCAGUUUCAGGCGGUGUAGUGAGAGGUUUACAGAGGUGCAAAGCAGUUUGCUUACUUCUCAGGUCCCUCUAGAGUUAGGUAGCUAGAUAGUUAGGCAACGUAGGGAGGAGUCAAACAAGCAGGCCUCGCUUUGAGUUAUUGUAUGGUUUUAAGCUGGCAAUGGCGUCAGACGUUGUAACGUUGACUCCACCCUUCUGAUUGUCACUAACCCACAUUACACCCUCUGACCCCUCACCUCCCCAUCAGCAGCCUGCCGACGCACCGACACCCAGCGCAAAGCGUGCUGACAGACAGGCGGGACAACCCACCUCCAUUUGGCUCCAUGACACCACUCGCUUGUCCAGAAUUGUAACAGCGGAUCCAAAAUGGCCAACACACAACACUGCCCUUGUGUGAACGCAUGUUGUGUGAGUGUGUGUGUGCGCUUUCCAAGAACAACUCCCAUUCCUUUGGGGUGGGGGUGGGGGGGACCAGUGAGCGUCUGAUCUUGCUUUGGUUGCUGUUUCACAGAUUUCUUUGGGGUUGGGGAGGGAUUGCAAGGUUUUUUGCUCAGUCACCACUUCUCUCCACAUCUGCUUUCCGUCUUCACCUCCGGCUUCUGUCACCCUCCUGUUGUAACGUCUGACUAAUCAUUCUGUUGAGUUUCUUCUUCCUUUGGGGACGAAGGAAAAGCUAACAACCCAUCCACUCAGUCGGCUGUGAAAUUGUGUCAGUGGGUCAGUCGUGAAGCAACGUGUCAACAAAAACAUGAAUAAGGGCUCUCUUUAAAAAAAAAAAAAAAACUACACAGUGGGUUUUAAUGUACAGUAGUGCUGCCAAAAGUCGUGCUUAUGUAGCUGAAGCCACGCGGUGGUCUCCCCUUUGUACAGCACUAGAUGUGUGCAUGCGUGUGUGUGUGUAGGGGGUUCAAGAGUGAGGCGGUGGGGUGGGGGGGUCCAAAAGCGAUGAGAGAGGUCUUAGUGAUGCUGGGGGUGGAGGGAUGGGGAGGGGGGGCAGCAGCAGAGGUCGUAGUGAUGUUAAAACACAAUUUCACAAUGGCACUGGACCACCGUUCACACUCAUGAUCCAUUAAAGGAGGGCAGGCCGUGACAGGGAGACAUUUACUCUGUGUGUGUGUGUGUGUGUGUGUGUGUGUGUGUGUGUGUGUGUGUGUGUGUGUGUGUGUGUGUGUGUGUUUUGAGUGGUGUGUUUCAGACUGAAACUGAUUUGUAUAGUUCACUAGAAAAAAAUGUCCCUCUCAAAACAAGAAAAAAACUUCAAGGAACUUUUACUUUGAAAUAAGUGAAAAAAUCUGCCAGUAGAACAAGUGAAAAACGUCUUUGUAAGAUUUCUUGAAAUGAGAUAUGAUAUUUAUAAUAUUGAGAUCUUAAAAUUAUCUAUGAAAACUUAUUAAGCUCUAUUUACCAGGAUUGUCAAGCGAAGGUGUCUUAACCCUCCUGUUGUCCUCAUUUACGGCACCAAAAAAUAUUGCUGCCUCGUGUGAAAAAAAAUCCCAAAAUUCAGCAGAAAAUUCCCCAGAUUUAUGAAAAUUUAAAAAAUAUUCAGGAAGAAAAUUCCUUAAAACUUUUAUUGAAAAAAAAUAAAAACAAAUUUGACAAAAAUACAAAAUGUAAAAAAUAAAAAUUGUAAAUAUUUUCAAAAAACAAAUAAAAAUCUUCCAAAAAUACUAAAACUCACUAAAUCACUAAAACUUGUAAUAUUUUCUUGAAGAGCAUUCAGAAGAAAACUAUCCAAAAUCCAGCGAAUUUCACUGGAUUUUGGAUAAUUUUUGUCUGAAUGUCCUUCGAGAAACUUUUUUUUAACGUUUAUUUUUCCAUCAAAAAAUGUUCAAAAAUUUACCCCUAAAUUCUGAAAAUAUGGAAGUUUUCACUGUGAAAAUAUAUAUUUUUUUUCCCACAUUUUCAAACUUAAAAACAGGUCAAUUUGACCCGCAGGACAACAGGAGGGUUAAAACAAGAUGACUUCAAGAUGGUUUGACUAAACAAGAUAGUUAAGAUGAAUUCUCUUAAAACAAGUCCCUCUAUCUGCUGAAAUGUCUCUUGCUAAGUGAAUAUCUCUUAAAUCAAGUGGGAUGAGACAUUUUGACUAGAAAUAAGACAAACAGACUUGGUAGGAUUUUGAGUUUUUGCGGUGUUGUUCUGUCAACCAUGCAAUUUCAGCAAACUUUUAUUCAACGUUUUGGGACUUUUGGAGCAAAACUCCUUUUGAAACUUGAAGUAAUUUCAAUAACUAGACAUAUAAAAGGAAGAGAGGAUUUUAUUUUGUUUUUAUUGGACUUUAAAAUGCAUAAAACACGAGUAAAACUAUAAAAAAAAAAAAAGGUAAUAGAAGACAGAUUCCAAGCCCUGAAGCAUUCCUGUUACUCUGAAACUGCAUGGUGAUUCUCAUUAAUCUCAUAAAUAAUUAACGGUAGGAAUCCAAAUUUGUGAAAGUCGAAGAAUGUAAUUAUUUAAUUCACAAUUACAUCAAAAAGAAAGUAAUAAGUAGUCGGAUAUGAGUCCGAUAUGAGGUGGAUAUGGCAUCGUUUUAUUUUGCUGUGGUUGAUUAAUCAGCUAAUUGACAAGUCAGCACUAAUUGUGUGUGUGUGUGUGUGUGUGUGUGUGUGUGUGUGUGUGUGUGUGUGUGUGUGUGUGUGUGUGUGUGUGUGUGUGUGUGUGUGUGUGUGUGCGUCCUGACACCAUCAGCUACAGUAGGUAACCCUCAGUGCCUUACACUGUACAGGACACCAUGGUUUCUCCAUCACACAUCACAUUUUAACGUCCUCCUCGCUCUCUUCACCUCCCUCCACUCCUCACUUACUUCCAGCCUGGAUGUGUGUGUGUGUGUUUGUGUGUGUGUGUGUUUGUGUGUGCGUCAGGGGGGAGGUGGGGUGUGGGGGUCUGAAGAUAAUCAUGUCGUUUGUCUCACCCAUCCUCGCCCUCCCUCCCACGCCAUCCGAUGUGUACUUUGGCUCUGUAAUUCUUGUGUAAAUAAUCCAUAAAGGUUGUGAAAAACUCACGGUGUUCAUCAGACGUUCAUUCAUUCGCUCACUGUGAAAGGUGUGUGUGUAGACUGAGUUUGUGUGUGUGUGUUUAUGGAGCUGCAGGUAUUCGGAGUGAAAGAUGAUUUCUGCACAUCGUUCUUUAACGUGAUCAACAAUUUGUGCUAAACCCCUAAAUUUGUCUUGUAGGAAGAGAGCUUCCAUCUGUGGCCACAUGGGGGCAGAAGAGCUGUUUUUAAAAAUCCAACAAAGCCAGAGCCCUCAUGUUGGCUGGGCUUUCAUUGAGUUAAUGUUUAUUCUUGUCAGUCAUUUUAUCUCUGAGGCUACGCCGGCUAAAUGCCAUGGUUUAUUUAUGCUCACAUGAUGGAGUAAAUUCUGCAUCUGUAAUGCGAAAGAACCGCUUGUUUUGUGCACAAAUGAUCAGAAUUGGUACCUCUGAUGCCUGUCUGGCUCCACCACUGGUUUUCAGUAAACUGGCUCCUCACAGACAAAGUGUCUCCUGCUGUCACCCCUCUCUCUCUCGCUCUCUGUUUCCAUUCAUCUCUCCUCUGUCCUCUCCAUCUGUUUCCAUCACUUCAGUCCAGUGGAGACGAGUUGCUUCCAGGAGAUUUGUCCUCAGACGCUGCAGGCCGGUCUGUCCCGGGAUCAGCAGGAUCUUUAUGCCUCUUUAACCCUUUGUAGCUCACAUUCUGCUGCUUUUAAUCGAUUUUCAACACUUAAACGUCAUACCAGAGGGAGCAUCUAAAGUUUGUUGUUUGUCCGGUUAGUUCUCAGGUGAAAAUGAAGCACCAAAGUGUGUAAACUAGUCCUGAAGGUAGCACCCAUAUGACACCAACGUGGCUUUUCUCAUUAGACGUCACAGUGUCUGACUUUAUUGGAUGACAAUGAGGUGAAACAGUGGUACCAAAAAGAAGAAUAUCGGGUUUCAGAUUAAACUUCUUCAAACAUAUAACCAAACUAAAGCCCAAACUAAAAGUAUCUAACGCUGAGCCGGCCAUCAUCUACUGCUACACUGGAAAAAAUGCCCCUCUCAAAACGAGAUAAAAUCUGCCAAUCUGUGAAAAAAUCUGUCAGUAGAACAAGUGGAAAAAUGGCUUGGUCAGAUUUCUUGAAAUAAGAUGUGAUAUUUAGAAUACUGAGAUCUUAAAAUUAGCUGGAAAACUUAUUUUAAGCUGCAUUUUAUCAGGAUUGUCCUCAUUUAUGGCACCAAAAAUAUUGUUUCCUUGUCUGAAAAAAAUCCAAAAAUUCUGCAAAAAAAAUCCCCAAAUAUUAAAAAAACGUCUUUCCCUUAAACGUUUCCCUUAAAAGUUUUAUUUUUAAAAAAUACCCAAAUUUGGCAAGAAAUAUAAAUUUAAAAAAUAAAGAAAAUGAAAAUUGAUGUAUUAACCCUCCUGCUGUCUUCAUUUACGGUCACCAAAAAAUAUUGUUUCCUUGUCUGAAAAAAAUUCACAAAAAUCAGCAAAAAAUUCCCCAAAAAAAGUUUUAUUCAAAAAAAAAUCACCCAAAUUUGGCAAGAAAAUUCUUGUAAAUAUUUUCAAAAAAUGAGUAAAAAUCUUCCAAAACAUCCUAAAAAUAUCUAAAGGGAUUCCAUGAAUAUCAAGAAAAGUUCUAAUAAAGUUCUAAUAUUAAUAUUAAAUCCAGCAAAAUUUGCUGGAUUUUGUUUGAUUUUUUUUCCCAAAUGUUCUUAAAGAAAUGUUGUUUUUUUUAAAUUUUCUAAAAUUUCCCAAAAUCUUGCAAAAAAUGUUGAAAGUGUGGAAGUUUUCAAUGCUAAUUUAUUUAUUUUUUCUAUAUUUUCACACUUUAAAGGGGUCAAUUUGACCCGCAGGACGACACGAGAAAAUUUCAAGAUUGUUUGACUUAACAAGAUAUUUAAGAUGCGUUGUCUUAAAACAAGUCCCUCCAUCUGCUGAAAUGUCUCUUGUUAAGUGAUUUUAUCUUAAAUCAAGUGGGAUGAGACAAAAAAUAAGACCGAUAGCCGUGGUAAGAUUUUGAGUUUUGCAGCGUGUGAAUCUCCUACAAAGGGUUAAAUGUUGCUUCAAAGGAUCCGAGCUGAGCAGGAGCGUCACCGAGGAGAGUCUCUGAAGCAACGUCCAACCGUCCAUCUCAUCGGCAUCCGACCCAGUAGAAACCCAACCAGUGCCACAGUAGAAAACCAUACAGGAUUCACUCAGCAAGUUGGGGGAAAAAAGAGAAAAAAAUAAAAAAUAAAUGGCAAUUUAAGAUAAAAGAGAAGUAUUUAAUUACAGAUUUGCAUGUGCAAUGUGCAUGCCACUAUGUGGGGUAACAAGUCAACUUCAGGAAUUAAAAAAAGAUAUUAAAUAUAAAGAAAAAAGUAUAUAUAUAUGUAAAAAUAUAUAUAGAUAGAUGUUUUUAAGAGCAAUGUGUUUCUUUUUCUUCUAUUUUUAAAAACAAAAAAUGUAAAAAAACUCGACCAAAAAAAAAGACAAAAACGGAAAAAAAAAAAUUCAUCCUGAUAAAAAAUGGAAAUGACUUUGGUGAUGAAAUCAAAGAAUGUUUGUUUGUUAUAUUUGCCAGUUAUUUCACGGGAGAAAAUACCGUGGGGCAAUGAGGAUAGAUAACACUUUAACUAACAUUGCAGAGAAAAAAAAACAAAGAAAAAAUGAUUUUAAAAAGGGGGAGAAGGAAUACGAAACUUUCCCUCGAUGAAAACAAUCCCUUUGAGAGUAAAGAGCUGCCUGAACCUGAAUCUGGUGAUGUUAUUCCUGUUUAUUCCGGCUAUGAAAUCCCUUCUUUCUCUCUCUCCCUCUCUACUUCUCUCUUUCUCUCACCAUCUCCGUUUCUUUCUCUAUCUCUGCUGUUUCUACCAGUGCAUUUUGUAAUUUCAAACAGAACUCUUCCUAAAGAACCUGAAUAAACCAGAGAGAAUGCAUUCUA
Molecule: messenger RNA, 16851 nt
Organism: Acanthochromis polyacanthus (spiny chromis)
Lineage: Eukaryota; Metazoa; Chordata; Actinopteri; Pomacentridae
Gene: cacna1ab
Product: calcium channel, voltage-dependent, P/Q type, alpha 1A subunit, b
Biological process (GO): chemical synaptic transmission; calcium ion import across plasma membrane
Cellular component (GO): voltage-gated calcium channel complex; membrane; neuronal cell body
Molecular function (GO): calcium ion binding; high voltage-gated calcium channel activity
Source: RefSeq, a predicted model, not a curated record